Molecule: messenger RNA, 2050 nt
Organism: Cottoperca gobio
Lineage: Eukaryota; Metazoa; Chordata; Actinopteri; Perciformes; Bovichtidae
Product: G2/mitotic-specific cyclin-B2-like
Biological process (GO): mitotic cell cycle phase transition
Molecular function (GO): cyclin-dependent protein serine/threonine kinase regulator activity
Source: RefSeq, a predicted model, not a curated record
CGUCUCUGUGUUGUUUACUUGCAAACAUCCGUGUUCACGCAUCUUGUCAAGAAAUCGUGCUGGUUGCUGCUCAAAUAUAUCACAGUGUCACUUCUUUAAGUCACAGCUUGGACUUGUUGCUUCCGACCUUAAAUAUGUCGUCUGUGGAAGUUCGUGCUGUGCAGCUCCCAGCCGCAGAGAACCCAGUGAAGAUGGUGAAAGCCACUGCAGGUCUGAGGAGGGCUGCUCUCGGAGAGAUCACCAACUUUAAUGGAGCUGCAGUCAACACAAAGUUUCCUCAGAGGACCGGACCAGCCAAAGCUUCAGCCAAAGCCUCAGUGAAACCAUCUAGUGCCCCUAAAGCUGUGAUGAAAGCAUUCGUUGAGGCCCCAGCACCUGCAGAUCCUCUCCCCACAGUUUCAGAGGAGUCUGCUGAUGUGUCCAUGAAGGAGGAGGAGGAACUAUGCCAGGCUUUCUCUGAGGCGCUGCUCACUGUGCAGGACGUCGACGAGCAGGACUCAGACCUGCCGCAGCUCUGCUCAGAAUAUGUUAAAGAUAUCUAUAAUUAUCUACAUGUCUUGGAGGUGCAGCAGGCUGUACGAGCAAACUACAUGCAGGGUUAUGAAAUCACUGAACGCAUGAGAGCGCUGCUGGUCGACUGGCUGGUCCAGGUCCACUCCAGGUUCCAGCUGCUGCAGGAGACUCUGUACCUCACAGUUGCCGUCCUGGAUCGUUUUCUGCAGGUCCAACCGGUCUCUCGCAGAAAGCUGCAGCUUGUUGGCGUGACUGCCAUGCUGGUGGCCUGUAAAUAUGAAGAGAUGUACGCCCCAGAGGUGGGAGACUUUGCCUACAUCACAGACAACGCGUUUACCAGGCCUCAGAUUCUGGAGAUGGAGCAGCUGGUUUUGAGGACUCUCAACUUUGAGCUGGGACGUCCUCUUCCAUUACACUUCCUCAGACGGGCUUCCAAGGUGGCUGAUUCUGAUGUAGAGAGACACACGCUGGCCAAGUAUCUGAUGGAGUUGACCCUCCUGGACUACGACAUGGUGCACUAUCGCCCCUCUGAGAUUGCUGCUGCAUCACUCGCUCUGUCCCAGCUGCUGCUUGACGGGCUGCCGUGGUCUUCUACACAGCAGCACUACUCCACUUAUGACGCCGUCCACCUGAAGCCAAUCAUGCAGCACAUCGCCAAAAACGUUGUGAUGGUAAAUGAGGGGAAGACUAAGUUCCAGGCCGUCAAGAACAAGUACUCGAGCAGCAAACUGAUGAAGAUCGGCCUCAUCCCUCAGCUGAAGUCGUCCAUCAUUAAGAACAUGGCGGCUGCGCUGCUGGACAAGCCUUGAGGCGAACUUUUACAUCUCAUCAUUGGACAUUUCACUUGCAGCACUUUAUUUUAGAUUGAGAAACUUUACUUCAAAUGUAUUUAUAAUUGUAAAUCUAAAGUUUGUUCAGAAUUGUACUCUUAUUUAUGUUUUUGCCAUAACUCUUUGUGGUACACCAGAUUUACCUCUAAUGCACCUUGAACUGCAGUGUCAAUCAAGCACGAGUUGUUAACUUGCGUCGCUUCCAAUCAGAAGUUGGACCACCAGUUUGUGAAGAUGGACUGAUGAAGAUUUCUUGUGCUUACUAACUGGUUGACUUGUGCUUUAGUGUGGGAAGCCAGAGCCUUUUGUUGUUUUGCCUCUGUUUUUAGUUGUACUAUCAUGCAUUUUAAUGUUUAUAUGUCAUGCAUGUUUUAGAAUUCAUGGACAUUGUUGGAUUUACCUGUAUCCACUUUAUGAUGAUGCAGAAGUUUGGGGUUUUUAAUUGCUAUGUUUGUAAUUUAGCAAAUUCUUUGAUUCAUAGUAACAAACGGAGCCAGCUAAUGUUGGGAUCUGGAUUUGUAAAUCCAUCACAAGUGUGUAUUUAGUAGGAACUGUAUUAUGCUACCCAGUUUCAAGUCAAUCUUCACCUACUAGUAAUAUUUCACUAAGCUAUGUCUUGAGCUUGGCAAAAGUUGUUGCCACCAGUUCCAAAAUGGUAACAUUUCACUGACUACUCACAAUUAAAGAAUCAAUUUUAAACAACAAAA